Molecule: messenger RNA, 1457 nt
Organism: Arachis duranensis
Lineage: Eukaryota; Viridiplantae; Streptophyta; Magnoliopsida; Fabales; Fabaceae
Exons: 2
Coding region: 120-1283 (387 amino acids)
Source: RefSeq, a predicted model, not a curated record
GGAUAUAAACGGGGUCUCUGCAUCCAAUCUUCUAUAACCGAAAGUCCGAAACCCUAGCCUACGUCUGCCUUCUAUAUAACAAACAAAUAAAUCCUUUGUUCUGUGUGUUCAUAUUGUUGAUGAUGGAGUCGGCGGAAACAGGAGAAUGCCUGUGGAUGGUGACAGACAACAAAAUCUUUGGCAUCCGCAUUGAGAAGUUAGAAAAAUUGGGGAAGAAUGAGGUUAGGGAUUGGAAAUCCCAUCUUGAGCGGGCUCCCUUUGAUUUCCAUUUGGAGCUUCCAGAGGUCAACAUGUCUCCCUUUAUCUUCGCCUCGAAACUUUUCUUAACCACUGAGCCAAACGAUUCUGGCACGAAGAUCUACCAAAUCUCCUAUGUCGGCGGCGAUACGGUGGAAAUAUCUGAGGCGGUAGCGACGGGCGCAAUCCCUCCGGUACCGACCGGCUUCCCGAAUUACAUUGCAAACAUUAAAGGUGACGUUUACUUCGUGGGGCAGCUUGACGCACAGGGAUUAUGUGGUACGGGGUUAUGGGUUUUACGUUCCAAUUCCAGGGAAUGGGUUUCUGUGUCCGCUCCUCCAACCGAAUACGACUCUGAUAAUCUUGGUUGUCCUUUUGGUUUCGUUCUGAAAGACAAGCUGUUCCUGUGUCCCUUGCCCGCACGAGGAAUUAGCUAUGUUUACGACCCCCCAGCCAACAAAUGGACUAGACUGGAGUCCAUAUUUUCUUUUUCUGAUCAUCAUUCUCUCCCAUCCUUUGUGUUAGUGUCGCCCCCUGGGGAUGUAGGCGAUCGCAGCGUGGUGCUGACAGGGAGAAUGAAGAGUCUUCCCGGCGGAUCUCGUGUGAAAUAUGACAUACACGCUUUGCUGGUGGAUAAUCAAGAUUAUCGUGUUCAUCGCCGUCAACGCCUUGAUGAGGUGUGUGAGGCGAUCCAACCAUCCUUCUUUAAAGCUUCGGACUCAGACCUCAGCUUGGUUGACCUUGGCAACAGCAAAGUAUGCGUUAUGAUCGGUGGUCUCGCAGAACGCAUUCCAUCCCUUUGCAUUUUAGUAGUUGAAUUAGGGUUGGUACAAGAGGAGGAGCAGCAAAGGUUCUUAUCUGUGCGUGUACUCGUCAAUCGAGUCUUCGAUAUGGUGCCUGAUAACUUAGAGGACCGCAGUCUUCAAGUGCCCUGCACCUCUUUUAUUUUCUCGCUCAGCAAAGAUUGCAUCUCUCCAAGGAAAGUCCCCAAGCUAGCUGGUGGGACCAAUCCAAGCAACCCAACAACAUCAUUUGAACAAGAAUGACUAACUUCACCUUGUUCAUGUAUGCUUUAUUUUAUCAGAUCUCUCAGUUAGACAUUUCUAUGUUUGGAGCUUUACUGGUAAUUGAACUACUGUAAAUAGAUAUUAGGAAGAAUGCAAAUGCCUAAAUGGUAAUGGAUAAUUUUAAUAAUGGAUUCCUUUCCCCUUUGUCCAUAA